CGAUGGCGCGCGCGCGCGGUGCCCCCGGCGAGUCAGAGGGUGAGAUGCCUGGGAAUGGGGAGGCAGGGGGCUCGGAUGGAGCAGCUCGUGUCUCGCCUGGACAGGAGAGCCCUCUCGGAACCGAUGGCUGCGCGCCGCUUGGAGUCCCCAAUGGGCGCUUGGAGGCGCUCGUUUCGGUCCCAGGUGUGUGCCAAGGGCGCGCAAGGAGCCUGCGGGGCCCUGACGCCUGGUUUCGCGUGUGUGGGGUGAUGGACGGCCUCACGGAGGCGCUGGACGCGAGCGAUGACGACCCGGCCGCGUGGAGGCUCAGGACGACGGUGGUAGAGGUCAAGCACCGCGUCGCCCCCGCGAACGUCCAGGACCCCCCGCCCUUCCACGACACCCUCCAGCUCCUCACCUACAUGCUCAUGCUCGACGGGGCCCGGGGCGGGGGG
Molecule: messenger RNA, 434 nt
Organism: Nannochloropsis gaditana CCMP526
Exons: 1
Source: RefSeq, a predicted model, not a curated record